GCGUGAUAAAGAGGGUGUAUUCUGUGGAGUGAGCAGAACUCAGCCAGGACCAGGCCACAGCGCACCGCAGGAUCCCGACCUCUGCCCCGAUGUUGUCGCAGGUCAGAUACAACUUCCACCCGGACUGCGAAUUGUCGAUCAACAAGCUGGUCAGCCUCAAGUACUACACAUCCUACGUGCACCUAGCCAUGUCGUUCUACUUUGAACGGGACGAUGUGGCGCUGGAGAACUUCGCAAAGUCGUUCCGCGAGAUGUCCGCGGCCGGGCGUGGGCAGGCGGACAAACUCAUCGACUUCCAGACGCUGCGGGGGGGUCGAGUCCAGCUGCAGGAUAUCGAGAAACCAGCCAAGGGUGAGUGGAGGAAUGGGCUGGAGGCCACACAGGAUGCCCUGGAAUUACAGAAAAACGUCAACAAGUCUCUCCUCGAUCUGCACCAGCUGGCAACUAAUAAAGAGGAUCCACAGCUGUGCAAUUUCCUAGAGUCCAAUUUCUUGAACGACAACGUGGUAUCCAUGAAGACGCUGGGAGACCACGUCACGAGCCUGAAGGGACUGAAUGCAGGCCGGUCCAGUGGCAUGGGCGAGUACCUAUUUGACAAGCACACCCUUGAAUGAAGGAUCUUGACUGUGGAAGCAAACCAUCGCCUUCCAUACCCCUCUCCACCACCCCAAAUGAGCUUGUCUUUACAACCAAAAAGUAUCUUACACUGUAUGUCAAGACGUGUGUCUCAGAAAACAAGGCUACUUUUAUUGAUGUAAUAAAUGUUUCCAGAAAACAAAA
This is a messenger RNA of Amblyraja radiata (thorny skate), 780 nucleotides long. Its product is annotated as ferritin heavy chain B-like. Gene Ontology annotation, molecular function: ferrous iron binding; ferric iron binding. Lineage: Eukaryota; Metazoa; Chordata; Chondrichthyes; Rajiformes; Rajidae. Gene Ontology annotation, biological process: iron ion transport; intracellular iron ion homeostasis. The transcript has 4 exons. Gene Ontology annotation, cellular component: cytoplasm. The record is from RefSeq and is a predicted model, not a curated record. The coding region runs from base 90 to 614 and encodes 174 amino acids.